Molecule: messenger RNA, 2475 nt
Organism: Brenthis ino (lesser marbled fritillary)
Lineage: Eukaryota; Metazoa; Arthropoda; Insecta; Lepidoptera; Nymphalidae
Source: the annotation of a GenBank genome assembly
AUGGCGCAACAAAACAGCAACUCCACCCUGGAAAUGGGCACCAGUGAUCAGGGUUUAGUUGCGGCUAAGAAGACAAAACGAGUGACAUACGCUGUGGGUGCCGUCGCUAUGUUAGCAGCAAUCGGUGUGAUCAUAACUCUUGCAGUAGUAUUAACAGGAAAUGACGGAGGAUCAGCAGAACCUAUCAUAGCACCGACAGAAGGUCCUACGAUACCCACAACUGUAGUGACACCACCAACAAUAAGUACACCAGUAGAACCACCAGUAACAACAACAACCUCAACAACUCAAGCUCCCACAACAGAGCCUGAUGAUGAAAUUGGUUUAGAAGAAAUAGUUCUUGGAGCAUACGCAGCACAACCGUUUAAUGGCACUUGGGUUACAGAUAGUGAAAUUUUGUUAAGAAAUAGCAACGGCGAUUUGAUUCUAUAUGAUAUUAUUACUAAGACUCCAGUUAUUCUUGUGGCAAAUACUUCUCAGAUUCUACAACAAUCCUCGCAAGAAACACGGUUGUCCCCAGAUGGAAGAUUUGUCGUUCUGUCCUUUGAUGAAGUUACGAUAUACAGAUACAGUUUUGAAGCUCGGUACGCGGCCAUUGACAUACUUACCCAUGAAAUCAUUUAUAUAGUUCCUCCAGGAGUUGAAGUUCAGAAUGCGACGUUACAGAACAUCAUGUGGGGUCCUUCAGGCACUGCCUUGAUUUUUGUGUAUGAGAAUAAUAUUUACUACCAAUCGUCUUUAACAAGUCCACCCCAGCAGGUCACGACUAAUGGAGUAAAGCACGUCGUAUACAACGGCGUGCCUGAUUGGGUAUAUGAAGAGGAGAUAUUCGGAGACAAGAAAGUCAUUUGGUUUUCGAGCAAUGGUGCUAAAAUUGCUUAUGCUACAUUCGAUGACACUGAUGUACGCAUAAUGAAGAUCCCGCAUUACGGUGUACCUGGCUCCGUAGACUCCCAAUACACUAGUCACAGAGAUAUUCGUUAUCCUAAGACUGGUACCACGAAUCCAAAUGUAACUGUUAGUAUUUGGGAUACCGCCGCUAAUACUAAUGUUACAUUUGCUGCACCGACGAAUCUCAAUGAGGCAAUCUUAAAAGCUGUAGCGUUCGUUGGAGUUAAUUCAAUCGCUAUUAUGUGGACCAACCGCGUGCAGAACACACUGCAAGUAGACAUCUGCAAUGACGCAACGAGUACAUGCGCUACGAUAUACACAUACACAGAAGCGAAUGGUUGGAUCGAUAACAUUCCAAUGAUUUUCAACGAGCAAGGCAAUGCUUUUCUCACCAUCUUGCCUGAGAGCGUAAAUGGCGUCCGUUAUAAACAAAUUAUACAAGUAUCUCAAGCUAAUAACGUGUGGACAUCCAGACGUCGUACUAAUGUGGCUCAUACUGUACAAGAAAUAUUAUCGUGGACUCCUGCCGAUACUAUUUGGUAUAAAGCAACCAGUGAGAAUGACACAACAGAACAGCAUAUCUACUCGCUAUCUGCAACUGAUGAGUUGUCGUGCUUUACUUGUAACGUUGCACGAUCAGACGGGGGGCAGUGCUUGUAUAAUGAAGCCAAUAUCAGUCCCGGGUCCCGGAUUGCGAUACAUUGUGCAGGACCUGAUAUACCUCAAAUAUUUAUCUACGAUGUGAACGGCACAUUAAUUAAUGUAUGGGAGGACAAUUCAUUGAUCACGCAGUUCGCAUCAAAACUCACCAUGCCUAUAAAGUUGCGUAGAACAGUGCCUUUGGGCGUCGGCCUCCCGGACGCUGACGUCCUUUUAACACUACCAUCUAAUUAUUUAACUCGGUCUGAUGUACCGCUUUUGAUUUAUGUCUACGGAGGGCCGGACACGUCGGCGGUGACCAAGCAAUGGAGCAUCGACUGGGGGACUUCCCUCGUGAGCCGCUACGGCAUCGCGGUGGCGCGCGUGGACGGCCGCGGCUCCGGCCUGCGCGGCGUCGACCACGCCUUCGCCGUCAACCGCCGCCUCGGCACUGUGGAGAUUGAAGACCAGAUCGCUGUUGCUAGAUAUCUCCAACAAAACACACAAUGGGUGGAUCGAAACCGCACGUGUAUAUGGGGUUGGUCGUACGGCGGCUACGCGGCCUCCAUGGCUUUGGCUCGCGGCGGGGAUGUCUUUAGCUGCGGCAUUGCUGUCGCACCUGUUGUUGACUGGCGUUACUAUGACACCAUCUACACGGAGAGAUAUAUGGACGUUCCACAAAACAACGCUCAGAGUUACGUAAACUCUUCCCUUCUAGCUGAAGACGUGUUGGAGGGAUUUAUAAACAAAAAGUAUUUACUGGUCCACGGUACUGAGGACGACAACGUGCACUACCAACACUCUAUGUUACUAUCAAGAGCGCUUCAAAUACGAGAUAUCUACUUUAAUCAAAUGACUUACACGGACGAGGACCACAGCCUCAUCGGUGUAUGGUUGCACUUUUACCACUCACUAGAAAAGUUCCUGAAAGAAAACAUGUUUAAU